This is a messenger RNA of Dendrobium catenatum, 2538 nucleotides long. RefSeq names its product indole-3-acetic acid-amido synthetase GH3.17. The record is from RefSeq and is a predicted model, not a curated record. Gene Ontology annotation, cellular component: cytoplasm. Lineage: Eukaryota; Viridiplantae; Streptophyta; Magnoliopsida; Asparagales; Orchidaceae. The coding region runs from base 375 to 2315 and encodes 646 amino acids. The transcript is spliced from 4 exons. Gene Ontology annotation, molecular function: acid-amino acid ligase activity.
UUAUAUUCAUAUAAUUAUCGACAAACUUAAUAAUGCAUACAAAUCAAGGCUAACCUUUUUCUACAAUUAGCAUCCUUAUCUACCCUUCCUCCCAAUUACCAAAUGAGAGCUUAUUGAACAUGGGAAGUGAAAAAUUAGUUAUGAUUACAAAUAAGAAGCAACUCUAAAAAAUCACUCAUGCCCUUUAAUACAAUCAUAAGCAUACAUAUGGUUGACAUCACCAUUAUUAAUUUAACCUUUAUACAACCUUUUGUCUCUUUUAGCGAAGUAAUUUCAACUGAUCACUUAGUUUUCUUCUUAGGCAUUUCCUAUGGCAACUUGAGAAUUCUUAAGUUUGGUACAAAAAUAUGUAAUUUAGCUUAAACUCCUUAUAUAUGAUAUCUGAGGCUGCACGCUGCUCUUCAACAUAUUUUCUGCCACUCUUCUUCUUCUUCUUCUUCUUCUUCUUCUUCUUCCCGAUGAGAAGCCCUUCUUCCCCGCAUGUCAUGUCGGCUUCACAACCCAUGACGCUGCUCCCAAAGUGCGACCCAAAUGAUGACGAAGGAACCAUGAAACUCAUAGAGGAGCUAACAACUAAUGCUGCACAAGUUCAGCGUCAGGUCCUGGACGAGAUUCUUGCCCGGAACUCUAACACAGAGUACCUCCAUGGCUUCCUUGAUGGACUCACUGGAUAUCAUUUCUUUAAGAAGAAGGUGCCUGUCAUAGAAUAUGAGCACGUGAGGGAAUACAUCGAGAGGAUCGCUAAUGGUGCACCAUCUUCCAUAAUCUGUACUCAGCCUAUUACAGAACUCUUGACCAGUUCGGGGACUUCUGGCGGGCAGCCUAAGAUGAUGCCAUCGACAUCAGAGGAACUUGACAGGAAGACAUUCCUUUAUGAUCUCCAAGUACCGGUUAUUAAUAAGUACGUUGAUGGGCUGGACAAAGGAAAGGGAAUGUAUCUCAUGUUCGUGAAGCCAGAGAUCAGAACUCCCUCAGGCCUCUCGGCUCGGCCGGUCCUCACCAGCUACUACAAAAGUGCCAAUUUUCUAAACCGGCAUUUCAACAAGCACCUUAUCUACACCAGUCCCAACGAGACCAUCCUCUGCGCAGACAGCAGACAGAGCAUGUAUAGCCAGCUCCUAUGCGGCCUCCUGCAAUGCGAUGACGUUCUUCGCGUCGGCGCCGUAUUCUCCUCUGCCUUCCUUCGCGCCAUCAAAUUCCUCGAGGAUCACUGGCAAGAACUUUGCUCCAACAUUCGAGCCGGGGAGAUAAGUGAAUGGAUCACUGAUUCAGGAUCUCGGCGAGCUGUAAUGCGAAUUAUGCGUGAACCCAAUGCGAAAUUGGCUGAGAGGAUAGAGGCGGAGUGCAGGAAGGAGCCAUGGGAGGGUAUUAUAAGGCGAUUGUGGCCGCGGACCAAGUAUGUUGAUGUAAUAGUGACGGGAUCAAUGGCUCAGUACAUCCCGCUGCUGGAUUUCUACAGCGGAGAGCUGCCGCUGGUGUCGAUGAUGUAUGCGUCGUCGGAAUGCUACUUUGGAAUUAAUCUCCAGCCGUUGAGUUCGCCGGCGGAGGUGUCAUACACUUUGAUCCCGAAUAUGGCGUACUUUGAGUUCUUGCCGGUGAAGAGUGAUAAACGAGGUGAAGAGGAGGCUCUUGAUGCUGAUAAGUGCAAUAGGAUGGAGAUGGCGGCGGAGGCGGUGGAUCUCGUCGACGUUGAGGUCGGGAAAUACUAUGAGCUCGUCGUUACCACCUUUACUGGGCUUUACCGCUACCGCGUCGGCGACAUCCUCAUGGUGACCGGAUUCCACAACUCAGCCCCCAACUUCCGCUUCGUCCACCGCCGCAACAUCGUCCUCAGCGUCGACACCGACAAGACGAACGAGGAGGACCUCCUCCUCGCCAUCACCGCAGCAAAGCCACUCCUCGCACCCCUCGGCUGCCUUCUCUCCGAGUACACAAGCUAUGCCGACACCUCCUCAAUCCCCGGCCACUACAUCCUCUUCUGGGAGCUUAAGUACAACAACGCGGCUACUGAGCUCGACUCGGCGGUCAUGGAAGCUUGUUGCUUGAUGGUGGAGGAAUCGCUCGACUGGGUGUACCGGCGGUGCCGAAGCCGAGACCGUUCGGUGGGGGCGUUGGAGAUCAGAGUGGUGCGGGCUGGCGCGUUCGAUGCGCUUAUGGAUCUAUGCUUGACCAAUGGGUCGUCGGUGAACCAGUACAAAACGCCGAGGUGUAUUAGCUCGCCGGAGGCAAUCGCCGUGCUUGAUGGGAGAGUGGUGGGGAGGUUCUUUAGCCGGAGUGCGCCGCACUGGGAGCCCUUGCGGGUUGGAAAGACCUGAAAUUUAUAAGUUUGACCGUUACUGUGUCGCUUGUGUAUUAGAUUAGUGCGAAUUAUACUGGUAGCUCUAUUCAAUUUAGCAGUACAGAGAUGGUGAGCUUCUGCUUCGCACGCUGCUGUGAACUCUCAUUUUAUGAACGUAGAGCUACGUAUAAGAUUGUUAGUUCAAUGAUGUACUCGCUGUAAUGUGUAAGUAAAUAUUACGUAUCCUCAUUUUAUGCCCA